This is a messenger RNA of Drechmeria coniospora, 1572 nucleotides long. Its product is annotated as lariat debranching enzyme. Gene Ontology annotation, cellular component: nucleus. Gene Ontology annotation, molecular function: RNA lariat debranching enzyme activity. The coding region runs from base 1 to 1572 and encodes 523 amino acids. The transcript is spliced from 2 exons. Lineage: Eukaryota; Fungi; Ascomycota; Sordariomycetes; Hypocreales; Ophiocordycipitaceae. The record is from RefSeq and is a predicted model, not a curated record. Gene Ontology annotation, biological process: mRNA splicing, via spliceosome.
AUGUCGGUUCCCGUCAAGUACCGCCAGCUUGGAGACUUCCCCGCCUACUACUCUGGAGAGCGCGUGGCCCCGUUUCUCACCAUCUUCAUCGCCGGCAACCACGAGGCAAGCUCGCAUCUCUGGGAGCUCUACUACGGCGGAUGGGUUGCCCCCAACAUCUACUAUCUCGGCGCCGCCAACGUCCUGCGCUUCGGCCCUCUCCGCAUCGCUGGCCUAUCGGGCAUCUGGAAGGGCUUCGACUACCGCAAACCGCACCACGAGCGGCUUCCCUUCAACUCGGAUGAUGUCAAGUCCUUCUACCAUGUUCGCGAGGUCGAUGUUCGCAAGCUUCUGAUGGUCCAAACCCAGGUCGACGUUGGCCUCAGCCACGACUGGCCGCGGUCCAUAGAGAAGCAUGGCGACUCCGAAUGGCUCUUCCGCAAGAAGCCGGAUUUCAGGUCAGAGUCCAUGGACGGCACGCUGGGAAGCGUCGCCGCCGAGUUCGUCAUGGAUCGACUGCGUCCGCCGUACUGGUUCUCGGCUCACCUGCACGUCAAGUAUGCGGCACUGAAAACAUACACCGACGAAGAACCACGAACCAUGGACGCUCCGACAGGAGCCCCCGAGUCGCUAGCCCUCCCUGUGGCGAAGAAAGAAGCCAAUCCGGACGAAAUCGACCUGGACAUGGACAUGGAUGACGACGCCGACGCCGACGCCGACAAGAAUGACGCUUCCCAUCACCACGAGUCACCUGAAGUGAACGCAUCAAAGGCUGCCGAGGAAGUAAAUACCGUUUCCGACGAGCUUCGAGCCCAGCUUCCACCUUCCUUCGCGCCACCCCCCCCGGCAAAGCCCAGGCGCACGCCGGGUCAGCCUGUGCCGCCGGGAAUCACAAACAAGCAAGUGCGGUUCCUGGCCCUGGACAAAUGCCUCAGAGGACGUCAUUUCCUUCAACUAUGCGAUCUCUCGCCCUUCAACCAAGACGAGCUUGCCUCGCACCCUCCCAAGGACACGAAGCCCCGCUAUCGCCUCCAGUACGAUGCUGAGUGGCUGUCCAUCACUCGAGUGUUCCACAAGACGCUCACCAUCGGCGACCGGCACGCCCAAGUGCCCGAGGAUCUUGGCGAAGAACACUACUUACCGCUCGUGGACAAGGAGCGGGCCUGGGUGGAAGAGAAUCUUGUGGACAAGGGCAAGAUGAAUGUUCCUGACAACUUUGAGCUCACCGCGCCGCCACACAUGCCGGGCCAUCCGGCAAUCGUCGACGAGAUGCCCGACGAAUACACGAACCCGCAGACGGCUGCAUUCUGCGAACUCCGCCUUCCGAUUUUCGUGGAAACCGGCGCGGCUUCGGCGGGCGUGGAGGACGUGGAGGACGUGGAGGACGAGGAGGAAGAGGAGGAAGAGGAGGCUGGGGAGGUGGCCAAGGACCUUCUGGCAGCUCGGGUCGAGGGCGCAGGGGCCGAUGGUGAAGCGGUGUUGCUGCGGUUGACUCUAGGCAACGUUUCUUCGUUGGUCGGAUUUCCCUUGAUCUGGCACUGGUGCAUGUUCAUGUGGCAAGCGAGAAAGGCCAAGAUGGCGCAGCACAGUUGA